Messenger RNA from Sebastes umbrosus (honeycomb rockfish), 2167 nucleotides. RefSeq names its product DnaJ heat shock protein family (Hsp40) member B6b (gene dnajb6b). Gene Ontology annotation, biological process: positive regulation of proteasomal ubiquitin-dependent protein catabolic process; protein refolding. Bases 228 to 1253 code for a protein of 341 amino acids. The transcript is spliced from 10 exons. The record is from RefSeq and is a predicted model, not a curated record. Gene Ontology annotation, cellular component: endoplasmic reticulum membrane; cytosol. Gene Ontology annotation, molecular function: ATPase activator activity; Hsp70 protein binding. Lineage: Eukaryota; Metazoa; Chordata; Actinopteri; Perciformes; Sebastidae.
ACUCCAGUAUCCCAAAGUCCCUGAAUGCAGCAGCAGCAGCAUAGUGUGGUAGUCUCUCUCAGUAGCUGUAGCUGUAACAACCAGCCACCAGCGGCUGCAGACACACACUCUGGACUCCUGUGAAGACAAAAGAGAGACUCUUUGAGCGCACAUUUCCUUCAAACAGAGGCGGCCACAUAGAGGACCCUCACAUAGGACAGCAGCUAUAAACUCACACAGGCAGAGCCAUGCUGGAAUACUACCAGACGUUAGGAGUCCAGAAACAUGCAGCGCAAGAGGACAUCAAAAAAGCUUACAGAAAAUUGGCAUUGAAGUGGCAUCCAGACAAGAACCCAGACAACAAGGAGGAGGCAGAGAAAAGGUUCAAAGAGAUCUCAGAGGCAUAUGAAGUGCUCUCAGAUGAAAACAAGAGGAAUACUUAUGACAGAUACGGCAAAGACGGCCUUUCAGCAGGAGGAGGAGGAGGAGGCCAUUACGAUCACUUUGGCGGCAGCGGCUUCACAUUCCGUAAUCCCGAUGACGUUUUCAGGGAAUUCUUUGGCGGCAGAGAUCCAUUUGCAGAUUUUUUUGCUGAUGACCCCUUUGACGAUUUCUUCGGGGGUAGUCGCAGUCGCCAGAGGGGCGCAAGCCGAGGUAGGAUGGGGGGAUCGCUCUUUGGUUUUGGGAGCUUCCCAGCGUUUGGGCACAGCCUCCAAGGGUUCGAUUCAGGUUUUAACUCAUUUGGAGACGUGGGUGGAGGAGGAUUCACCUCCUUCUCUUCUUCAUCUUUUGGCGGCAGCGGCGGCGGUGGGGGAGGAGGCUUCGGCGGCGGCGGAGGAGGAGGAGGAGGAGGAGGAAUGGGUAACUUCAGAUCUGUGUCGACCUCCACCAAGUUCAUCGGCGGCAGAAAAAUUACUACAAAACGGAUCAUCGAGAACGGCCAGGAGCGGGUGGAAGUGGAGGAGGACGGUCAGUUAAAAUCCCUAACAGUUAAUGAUGUUGCAGCCGAAGAGCCCUCGGCGGAGGAAGAGUCUCGUCGCCGCAGACAGAACGCACUUCCUGGCCUCGCCCUGCACCAACACCAGCGCUACCUGAGGAACUCCGCCCAAAACCCCUCGGAGGAAGAGGAGGAGCACGGCGUACAGAGCUUGGGACUAACGAGAGGACACACGGACACAAAGAGGAAGAAACUGUGGCUAAAGGAAGCAGAGUCCAAAAAGAAAAGAGCUCCUCGAUACUUCCCUCGGUUUGGUGGAUUUGGUACCUUUUAUUAAACACACACAAACACACACACACAUGUAGAUAUUUGUUGGCAGAAGUGUCAUCAAUCAUAUGUGGCAUUAGUUCAUCAUUGCUAUGUAUCAGAGGCCCAUAACACCCCCAGAGCUGCGCCAUAUCUCCCCUUGUCUAUCAGCUGCAGUGCAGAGCGUAACCCCCUGCCUGCAUUCAUGAGCGGUAGCCUGCAGAGACUUCACUUCAGUGUUUUGUAAAGUCUAAGAUACAUUUUUAGUAGUUAAGCUUUUGCUAUUGCUGUAUUUAUUGUGGGUGGGCGUUGUGGAUGGAUCAUUCAGAACUUUAAUUAACCUCCUACGAUUGGACUUUUCCUACUUUUUACAGCACACGUUUUCAGAAAGUGUGUUUUGAAAGAGUCCAGGUGGAAGGAGAAUUACAGUAGCAGCCUUGUUUAUGAUGAGUGUGAAAAUUACUGCAGUAAUAUUGUCUAGCAUGCGAGGAUGAGUGAAGGUCAGGCUAUUCAGUGGAUCCUUUUUUCAAUAGAGACAAGGAGGGAGAGGAACACCUGGGGAAUGUGAGAGUACGAAUGAAAGCAUCGAAGAGUGACUUUUAUUACAGACUGAAAUGAACAUGAAUGCUCACUCCUCCAUCACACAUGAAAACUGACAAUCAACACUCUGGCAGCAACAUUAUUCACUCUUUUACCGCUGCUACUCCCCCCAGGGUGAAAAAAAGCUUAUUUUCUUUUUGUAGGAUUCUUUGUACUGAGUAGAUUCAGCAACAUGUUAACCUUCCAUGGGUGCUUUUUGUAAAGGAUUUCUAAAGCAGACUACGGUUCCCCUCAUCAGAUUUGUCCUUGCCAGGUUGCUCUCAUGAUUAUUGUAAGUGGAAAUGUCUGAGAAAUGUUCAUUUUUUUAUGGACUCCUACCAAUAAAUGCUUAAAGAAAAACAUGUA